AUGCUCAUCGAGCACGGCGCCGACAUCAAUUACGCCUCCUAUAACAACGGCCAAACCCCCCUCUUUCGUGCCGCCGCCGCUAGAACCACAGACGCAUUGGCCCUCUUCAUCGAGAAAGGAGCAAACGUGAACGCAACAGACUUCUGCAAAGCGACCGCCCUCCACGAGGCCGCCUCCUCCGGCCGGAUCCCUGCGAUCGAGAUGCUCAUUAAAAACUUCGCCUCGGUCGACGCCAAAGACCGCGAGAAGCAAACACCACUCUACUACGCCGUUGAGCAUGGCCAGGAGGAUGUAGUCCGCAAGCUCCUCGAACACGGCGCCGACAUCAACAUCAAGGACAGGGUCGGCAUGUCCCCGCUCAGCCGUGCGUGCGCACAGUGCGCGGUUCAUAUAAAUGUCGACAUGGUUCAACUGUUGAUAGAGAAUGGUGCGGAUGUGAGGAGCAAGGAUGAAGAUGGAAUGACGCCGCUGCAUCAUGCCUGCAGAGAGGGACAUGAGGAGGUGGUUAGGCGGCUGCUCAAGGCCGGGGCCAGCGCCAAAGCGAUGGACAAGCGUGGCGAGAAUGCGCUGGCUGUUGCCUGGUCGUUCCAGAAGCUGAAUAUUGUGAAUUUACUGAGGAUGAAUAUGGGCAUGAUUGCGUGCUAG
Tricharina praecox is the source of this 645-nucleotide messenger RNA. Its product is annotated as ankyrin repeat-containing domain protein. Gene Ontology annotation, molecular function: protein binding. The record is from RefSeq and is a predicted model, not a curated record. The transcript has a single exon. Lineage: Eukaryota; Fungi; Ascomycota; Pezizomycetes; Pezizales; Pyronemataceae. The coding region runs from base 1 to 645 and encodes 214 amino acids.